AUGUCGACUCAAACACGCUCGGACUGGUCAGACGAGAAUGGCCACCCUUGCGUUCCUCCACCGCUCCCGGUUUCGUUGAAAGAGCCCAAGCUAUGGACCACCAAUCCAACCAAGAUACACCCCAGGGUGUUCGCCAUCCCCCUCUUGCCGACGGACAUGAUUCGAUUUGUGGAGGAGAAAAUCCCUGAGGACGACUCCGCUGCCUUCGAGAAGCAAGCCGUGUUUAUGAAAAGAUUCCACAAGUUCUUCCCGCCGAGAGCAGACCGUUUGGCCUAUCGUCGUUCCUCUCAAGAACAGGCAAUUGUGGGAAGCGCUGGGCCUGGUCAUUGGUACCAACCUUAG
Molecule: messenger RNA, 342 nt
Organism: Coprinopsis cinerea okayama7#130
Lineage: Eukaryota; Fungi; Basidiomycota; Agaricomycetes; Agaricales; Psathyrellaceae
Exons: 2
Coding region: 1-342 (113 amino acids)
Source: RefSeq, a predicted model, not a curated record